This is a messenger RNA of Effrenium voratum, 225 nucleotides long. Lineage: Eukaryota; Dinophyceae; Suessiales; Symbiodiniaceae. The record is from the annotation of a GenBank genome assembly.
AUGGUUUCUGUCCCGGACCUGGACAAGCGCCUGGAGCGCUCGGAGGCGCAGCUUCAAGAGGUGGCAAAGCUGCUCUCGAGUCAGGAGGCGUUGGUGCAGCAGGGCGUUCAGGUGCAGAAAGAUCUGGAGCAGCUUGCAGACAAGCAGCGCCACUUCGAGAAGAAUCAUGGAGAUCUGCAGAAGGAGCCGAGCCAUGAGUUGAGUAGCAGGACCAAAUGGAACUAG